This is a messenger RNA of Capronia epimyces CBS 606.96, 1107 nucleotides long. RefSeq lists its product as uncharacterized. The record is from RefSeq and is a predicted model, not a curated record. Gene Ontology annotation, molecular function: nucleotide binding. The coding region runs from base 1 to 1107 and encodes 368 amino acids. The transcript has a single exon. Lineage: Eukaryota; Fungi; Ascomycota; Eurotiomycetes; Chaetothyriales; Herpotrichiellaceae.
AUGGCGCCCAUCAGAAUAGGAAUCGUGGGAUUGUCUAGCAAAGCAGGUGCCUGGGCGACUUUGGCGCAUCUGCCUCGCCUGGCCAAGUCACCCAACUACCAGAUCGUGGCACUGUGCAACUCGACGCUGGAAUCCACCAAGGCGGCGAUCAAGGCCCAUAACCUGCCGGAAUCGACAAAGGCUUACGACUCGUACGAGCAGCUUGCCGCAGACCCAGACGUCGACCUCUAUGUUGUCUCGACUCGUGCAGAUACUCACUAUGAAGUUGCCUUGCCUGCUCUGAAGGCUGGCAAGAAUGUGUAUGUGGAAUGGCCUCUGGCCGCAACCACCCAACAAGCAAAGGAGAUGGCUGCUCUAGCCACCGAGAAGAACCUCAAAACCAUCAUCGGCCUCCAAGGCCGCAUGUCACCCAGCGUGAAGAAGAUCAAGGAGCUCAUCGACACUGGAGCCUUGGGGGAAAUCCAUAGCGUCAAUUAUCAGGGGGCCAUCCAUGUGUGGCAGAACAACGCAGCGGGUGAACGGUAUCGCUACUUCAUGGACCGAAAGGUCGGAGGCAAUCUCCUGACAAUAUAUGGCGGCCACAUCCUGGACUCGAUCUUUUACGCAGUGGGAGAGCUGCUGCCAGGUAGCUAUGCUCCCUUGGCGGCGAAUUUGAGACCGCGAAUGCACACUAUGGGGCAGGAUGGGUCGCUGUCGGAAGAACUGUAUGACAAGAACACCCCUGAUCAAAUCCUGCUUCAGGGACGAUUGGACAGGCACCCUCGAGCGGUAUUCAGUUUCCACCUGAGGGCGGGAGACAGGUUCAUCGGCAGCCCGGGGUCCAUCUGGAGGAUAUAUGGAACCAAGGGCGAACUGGCGGUUGAGUUCGCCAGCGCUGGCCCGCAGAUGGCAAAGGCUACUAGUUUCCGGUUCUCAAAUUCGGAGAAGGGUGAAAUCGAAGACAUCGUGACCGACGAAGGUGGUAAGGAAUGGACUGACCUCCCGACCCAGGGGCAGAACAUCGGUCGUCUGUAUGAGGCGUAUGCUGAGGGUCAACCCUACGGCGAUUUCGACCUUGCCGUCAAGAGGCACGAACUGAUUGAUGAGUUCUGGGCCACCAUGUCGUAG